AAACAUUCCGUAAUGAUUUUGUCAGUGUAUUUAUUUAUAUUGAGCGCUUAUACUCGAAAACAGCAGAGACAGUAGGCUAAGGACGUAUUCCUAAUAAUAAGCUUAACAAUUUCCCUUUGGAAUUGGACCGAUAGUUGCAAAAUCACUAAACAAUGGAUAACCUGAUCAAGGAUAUGAAUUUGUUGACGUUUUCACCGAAACCUGACCAUCAUUCGAUUUUGAAACCUACAGCGGGUGUAGAGAACUUAAUGGUUAUGCAAACACCAGUACACAAGCACUUAAAAGUAAGUUUCCAAACACCUGCGCGAUCCCCACUUGCAAACAUCACUCAAGUUAACGAACAAAGUACAAGCCAUGCACAAAACACAUCUUGGAAAGAAGUUCGGAAUUUAGACGAAGAUUUAAAAUGGAGAGAAAGAAUUGAAGUAGUGACAAAGUAUGACCAUGAGGAUUACAUGAAAUAUUCACAAGAAAUUCUGAAUGAAAUUGUCAAUAAAGUUGUUCAAGAUGGAACAGAUAUGGUUACUGUGGAUUCAUCAGUACAAGAUGCCGGGGAUGGGUGUAUGGAUUCUAAAACAGCAGAAGUUUUAAAUACACCAGUUGUAUGUUCGUUAGACUUUAAUGAAAAUUCUUCCAAAAUUGACGAAAGUGGGGAGUCUGCCAUGAAAGAAACAAUUGAAACAGACUUAUAUGUGGACAAGGAUGUAAAUGUAGAUGUAAUGGAGGAAAAACAAACUUUAAAACCUGAAAACGGUAGUGAUAUAGGAUCAACAAAAAUGAAAAAAGGCAAUCUUGUCUCUCGCUUUGGGUUCGGUCGACCAAAACCAAGAGAAAUAAGCAAGUCAGAUUCAUCAAUAUUGGAUGCAAAGCAAGACAGUUCACAAACUACAGAAGAAGCAGCCCCUGUUAAAGGAUCGUAUAACUUUGAUAAUCUUGACUUGAUUGAUCCGUUAAAAUCUUCCAAAUCACUGGAGUUGUCUCCUCCCCUGCCAAGGAAGACUGGAUGUUACAACUUGGAUAACUUGGACUCCAUUGAUCCGUUUGCUUCCUCUAAAUCCCUCGCAAGUUCCCCUCCUCCUGGAGGGGCGAAAAAGAAGCAAUUCUCUCCUCAAUGCAAGAAAGAAGAAAACAAAAACAAGAUUGUUGAAUCUUGUGCGAAUAAACAAACCACUCCACAAUGUGAGCAACCCGUCAACCCAUUCACUAACGAUCCUAUACAGAAUGUUAGUUUUGACAACACAGAUCAGGAUUUAGACAGCACACUGGUUGAACCAUCCCAGGAUAAAAUAUCAGAAGAUGAAUUUUACGACGCAACGAGUUUAAUGAAGCAAGGAUUCGACUUCAAUCUUGAUUAUUUAGAAUCUAAAGGAGAUGACAAUGUGGUAUAUGAUCUUCGCAAGCAAUCUCUUUUCCUCAAGUUUGACCCACUGGUAACGGCAGAAGCCCCAGCUCCCAGGAAACUUGUGGGGCGCAAAUCUGAUAUCAUUGACUUUGAUGGUCAUAUUGCUUUGGCGAGGUUCCCCACCCCAAUUGUUGAAGAAGAUAAACCACAACCAGACUAUUUAUGUGACAGCCCAUCCAAGUUUAAUGCAGCCAAACAUAUUCAACCAUCUUCAUCAACAUCUUCUUGCAUCCCUGAUCCUCCUGCAUCACCAACUCUUCCUCCAUCAAGAACAAGUACCGACUCCGGAUCCGAGAUCAUAGAUGUGUUAAAAUACACGGAAGCAGAAAUGCAAAAACUUCUCACAGACACGAACACUCCCCUACAAAACCAAAUUGACCAGUUAAAAGCCACAGUAUCGAAACAAAAAGAAGAGAAUGAACAACUAAAGGUUUUGCUUCAGGAUUUUGAAGAAACGACGUCUCAUUUGGAAACUAACCUCGCACAAGAGAAGAAAGAACAUCAAGAAAUAAACAAAGUGCUGGUUAAUGAGAAUGAACAACUGAAAUCGGAUUUGGAAAGUGUAGAGAAAGCUUACUUUGAGCUGUUGCAACGAUCCAAAAACAUGAAACAAGCUUUAUCAAACUGGAAGGCAAAUGAAGCAACAUAUAAGAAUGUAGUUGAAGAAUACAAAACCUGCAUUGAAACUGAACAACAACGAUAUAAAGCUCUUAAAGCAACUAUGGAGGAAAAUAUUAAGAGAUCCACUGAACAACAUAGACAAAAAGAGGAAGAAUCUCAAUCCCAACUGAGCGCAGUGAAGGCUAAAUGGAAGUUUCUUGAAAACCAAAUCAAAUCGUUGCAGUCUCAGUUGGAUCAGAAAGUUAAAGACAACGAAGAGCUUACUAAAAUAUGUGAUGAACUAAUAGAACAGCAAGCUGGCUCCAAGUCAUAAUACACCAUGCUUAAUAUAUGCUUUACAUUGUAGCUUAUGAGUGGCAGGUGGGGUAUUUUAACACUUUAGGCGCGCGUUAAAAAAUCGGUAACGUAUAUAUAUAUAUGUGUGCGAUGGCAUUGAAAAAGACCAUUGUUACUAAAACGUAUAUAUACGUACAAUGGCGCCGAAAGUGUUACGCUGCGAAAUUCAUCUAUAGUGCGUUGUUUCAUUUAAAAGCUGCUGUUAUAUACUUUGAUCACUGCAAUUUCUCUCAAAUACAUUUAAUUUUUCUGUUUGCA
Messenger RNA from Ciona intestinalis (vase tunicate), 2617 nucleotides. The record is from RefSeq and is a predicted model, not a curated record. NCBI's taxonomy places the organism in Eukaryota, Metazoa, Chordata, Ascidiacea, Phlebobranchia, Cionidae.